Molecule: messenger RNA, 4744 nt
Organism: Pieris brassicae (large cabbage white)
Lineage: Eukaryota; Metazoa; Arthropoda; Insecta; Lepidoptera; Pieridae
Product: zinc finger protein PLAGL1-like
Exons: 1
Coding region: 373-1866 (497 amino acids)
Cellular component (GO): nucleus
Source: RefSeq, a predicted model, not a curated record
CAUAGGUAGUGAUGGCUCUUGCUUUUUGGCUUUUCUCUAAUAAUCCAUUAUUUUGACAUUUCUUGUCAACCGCUACGUAUUUUUGUAAAAAAAAUAGAGUUUCCUGGUUUAUCAUUCCAUUUCUGCUUUCUUCACCUAAAAAGCAGUGAACUGGCUUGAAUACAAGGUAGUGUACAUUACAAAACAAGGAUGCAGUCCAGAAAUUCCGCGAGAACCAUGUGACACGAAUACGAAAAAGGGCUUCCAGAUCGUCAAUGUGACAGAAAUGUUUUCUGCCAUCGCGACGAGCCAACGCUAUUGGGGAGCCGAAACGACAUCGACGCGUCAUAAACGAACGGCGAUAUAGAGAAGCGCGUCAAAGAUGAGCGCGAGAUGGCCAGUCCACCACCGAACCCAAAAGACGAGGCGGGUGGCUCCAAGUUUACGGAGGAGAAGGCAAGUCAUGAGGCCACCGCGCAGAAGAGCUUCAUAGCGCCGCCCGCCUCUGAGCUGCCUUCAAAGCUGGUAUACGUUGCGCGUGGUGGUAGUGGCCGCAGUGUCAAGCACACGUUCCGCACUGUAAAGGUAGCACGACGAGUGCCAACGCUGCCGCCCAAGAAGAUCGAGGUGGCGGGCGGCGAUAGCGCCUCAAGCGAGGCCGGUCCUAGCCGCCCGCGCCGCGACAAAAAUAAGCGACACGGCUGCACUAUUUGCGAAAAACGAUUCUCCAGCCCUGGCAAGCUCAGCCAACACAUCCUGUCUCAUACUGGUGAGUUACCUUUUUCUUGCGACCUUUGUGAUAAACGCUUCAAUUCAAAAUUUAAACUGGUUCGCCACAACCUAAUACACAGUGAAGCUAGAGCCUUUGCAUGUACAGUUUGUGGCAAAACUUUUAAUCGCAAAGAUCAUCUUACAAACCAUGUUAGGGUGCACAACCCUGUUAAAAAACUUUAUAAAUGUGACAAGCCAGAUUGUAGGAAAUCAUACACAUCUCAGCUUAGUUAUCGUAAGCAUGCAGCUCUUCAUUCUGCUGAAGAAGGGAAUCUGCAAUGUAAGAUCUGUGAUGAAGUGUUCAGUACGCAACAAGAUAUUGUGUAUCAUCUCAAAGUCCACACUGGGAGUCGUACUGUGAAAAGUGAGACAGACAAAAAGUAUACUUGUGAUCAUUGCGAUAGAAGAUUCUUUACUGCAAAAGAUGUACGUAGGCAUAAUGUAGUACACACAGGAAGGCGAGAUUUCUUAUGUCCCUACUGUCCUCAGAAGUUUGGCCGCAAAGAUCAUUUAGUUAGACAUGUAAAAAAUGCUCAUCCAGAGGAAUCAUGGAAGUCAGCAGCAGUUGGUACAUCUCGUGAUCCUCUACCAGAUGUGUCUACUUUUGAGGAAACUUUCACUGAUUAUCCAAUUCCUGGAACUGAGUUUGAGCUCUGGAAAGCACCUUCACCAAAAGAAGAGGCAGAUGGUAGAACAAGUGUGCCUGCCUGUGAUAUAAUUGUUGAAAUACCUGAGUUAGAUAUUAAAGUGGAACCAGAUUUAGAUAUAAAGAUAGAGGAGCCACCUUCACCUGCAGAAAUACUUGAAUAUCCUGUAGUUUAUGUUGUACCCCCACCAUUUUCACCUACGCCAACAAACUUGCCAUUUAUAACAACACAGCAGUUGAGUGAUGUUGAUGUGCAUUUUGGUUCUGGAAAUGUAGAGUCUCUAUUGUUAGACCCAGGGGAAGGACCAUCAGGUUUGUCAAGAGAAAUGUUAGGUUUACUUGAAGAGAAUGAGCCUAGCUACUCUGGUGAAGAUAGUAGUAGAAAUCAGCAAAGAUUGCCAGCUUUCACUCAAGCAUUUCAGACUGCUCAAAGUCCGAAACCGCCACCCCCACCACCCCCUCCUCAUUAGACAGUAACUGACUAGCAUUUAUAACUGAGCUACCUCACUAGGUAACAUUGGAAUAGUCUAAAUGAUUUUAAUAUUCUCUAAGGGGCAACUGAGUGUCGCCACUUCAGGUAUACCAAAAUGUUUCCGAAUUCUACAUGAAUAUGUAAUCUAGUCAUGUAUGUACUUUCGGAAUGUAAAUUAUUUUUAGUGUACAUGUUUGACAUUUGAGUGUAAAUGGGACCAACUUUGAGAGCCUCGGAAUGUAAUAGUUAAUGGAGUAACUAUUCAUUUGUAAAAGUAUUAAACUGAACAGGAUCUGCAAGAAGACAUACGGCUCUUGAAAGCAGUGAAUUGUAUUAUAUGUUUGAGUGGUUCACUGUUUUCUGCGCGAGAAUUAUACUGAGAGCAUAUGUCUUUUGUUAGGAAUGUUUUAAAAGAAAGGUGUCAACAUCAGAUCUGUCUAUAAAUGAUUGCUGUACCACCAUGUUGUGUCCAGAGUAACUGCUUGUCUAUUCACAGAAGGCUUGAUUAACCAACUACAUGUCUACAACACAAAAAUAUAUAUCAGAAAACAAAUAUAUAGUUCCAUUCUUAUAGUAUAAGUAUGCAUUCAGAAAAUGAUUGCAAGUUCAGUAUACAGUAUCUGGUUAAUCAAUCCUUUAAUGUAGCUUUAAUAAUGAAAACUGUUAUUUUUUGUUCAAUAUUGCUGAAGUCUGAACCCUAUAUCAUACCUCAGAGGCAUUCGCUUCCUUAACUAUACAAGCUUUAUUGGUCUGAAAUGUUUCAAUAUAAAAGUAAUGUGCCAAAACUCAUGUGUAUUUGUAAUUUCAUUUUAAGCAAUAAUUUGUGUGGCCUUACAGAACUAUUGAAUUUUCUCUUAAUAAAGAAAGUGUUCAUAAUUAAUUUGUAUAAGACAUUGGCAUGAUUUAUCUAUAUUGUACCAAAAUAUUAGUUAGGAAAAUCUUAUUGAUGAAAACUGUGUUUUUUAUCUGUGUACAUUGUAUGUACUCCACAUAGCAUUUAAAUAGGUGCCUUACAUUCAUUGAAAAAUAUUUAAAAAAAUUGUUUAAAAACUUAUUGUACUUUUUAAUUUUAGUUGUGCUAAAUUUUAUUUUUUAUUUAGGAAUAUCCAAGUACAACAGUUCAGAUGGAACAAAAUUUUAUUUUUUAAUGUUAAUCUUACGAGAACUCUAUCUAAAGUUUCAGUAAUGUAUGGCUUCUAAUGAGAGAUCGAAUGUUGUACACGCUUUAUUAUUGAAUAUGUAAAUAAUUCUUAUUUUUUAGGAUAAUAGGACUGUAAAAAAUUUUUAUCUACCUCAAUUGCAACUUAUUCUUACGUUAAGAAGUUUAUUAAUACCUAGGUUAGUGAGAAUAUCAUUUUUCUAUGAGAAAUACAUGCAAAGGGCUGGUUGGCAAACGUUUUGUGUUUAUAUUAGUGUGUGUUGAAAAAUCGUUAUACUUUAAGUAUAUAUAGCUUUGUAUAUUAAUUAAGAAUAGCUGUCGUUUUAUAUUUGAUAAAAAGAACAAUACAUGUCCCGUUCCGAAGGGGAUUAAAAAAAAAUAUCAUAACAAAUUUAAAAAAUAUCAUCGUCAUCUACAUAAUCAUGUAUGCAUAUAUAGAAUAUAGAUCUAAAGAAUCUUCAUACAAUAGCUAUAGUGAAAGAAACAAGGUUAUUUACUUAUUAUAAACUUUUAAUUUAAUUUCGACCGCCAGUCUUCAAGCCCGUUCACUAGUCAAUACACAUAAACUAUUUUUAACAGUGGAUUUGAUAUUAAACAUGUAUUUACAAAUAAAAACCGAUAACAAUUAUCCUCCUAUUCGUAUGUGUUCCAGAAAGUUAAACUUGCAUUUUUCUAAUGCACAAUGGCGUUAUACGAGUUGCGAAAUUUAUUCAAUUUAACAAACUUUAAAAAAUAGUUUUCGCCGCUUAAUUCGUUAUAAAAGUCGCCGUCUCUAUAUACAUAGGAUUUCAAUGUUUUCUAUUAUAAAUGUUAAUUUAUUACCUAAAAUGUAAUAAAUAGUAUUUAAAAUGUAAGUAUCCACUUAAUGUUUAGUUGCACUAAAAGUGUUCAUUAUUCCCAUAUUCAAGUUUAUUAUGCAUAAUUUUGUUAUUAUUUUUUCCAGUUUUUUUAUGACUUGAGUGUAACUCGAUUUUAUAUUAUAUAUUUUCUAAAACAUGUUGUGCAAAGCCAAAUAAUGAAAUAAUUUUAUUUUUGUUUACAAAUAAGUGUUCGAAUAUUUUAUUUAUGUAACUUACGUAAGUUUAUAUGCAACGAAUGUGCUACGAGCAAUGAAAAUGUAAGCCGUGGAGUAAUGUGAAAAUUAUGUAUCGGGAUAUUCAAAGAAUCUUAUUUUUUAACUCGUAGCAGGAUGUAUAAUCCAUAGAUAUACGUAACUUGGUACAUAAUAGGGGCCUUAUAAAAAUAGUUGGACGUAGAGUGUAUACAAAAAAAUAUUUUUUAGAUUUCUACAAGAUUUUUUAAUAGAGUGAUCUAUUUUUGUUACGCUUUUUCGAGCAAUAAGGCGUUUUUAUCGAACAUUUGAAAUAACGUUAAAAUUUUACAAGAUUGUUAGUCUACCUGCGAAGUUGGAUACAGUUUUGGUUGUGUGUAUAGAAAAUAUCUUGGUGCAUUUAUCGCAAAAAUAUAGAGUGCACUGCUAAAAUUGUAUUUAAGUUCAAUGAAUGAAAAUAAAAAUGAUAAUGAUUUGAUUCAUGUGAAACCAGUUUUCCUUUAAUUCAUGUAAAACAGUAUGUAACAUGAUAAUAGUUUGCCAGUCCGCAAGAAUGAAUUCAUUGAUAACUGGAAUUUAUUCGAGUUUUUUAUGAGUCUGUUAACUUAGUGUGAGACGCCGGGGCGCUUUGCCACAUAAAACCUUUUUGUUUUCUGUACUUUUUUU